This is a messenger RNA of Dichomitus squalens LYAD-421 SS1, 924 nucleotides long. RefSeq lists its product as uncharacterized. The transcript has 3 exons. The record is from RefSeq and is a predicted model, not a curated record. Lineage: Eukaryota; Fungi; Basidiomycota; Agaricomycetes; Polyporales; Polyporaceae. The coding region runs from base 174 to 506 and encodes 110 amino acids.
GAGAAUGCUGUGGUAUGCUAUGACCGUCUAGUACGGCCUCUAGAUCUUCUGGGAGGUAGACCAUUUCCGUGUCAUACUUAGCUGAGCGUUGUACAGCUGCCGUGUCAAUAUCAAGAAAGGGGAGCCCGACGCCCCUCUUGCCAAAUCCGCAUCUUCACUCAGGCUGUUCCAAUAUGGCACCUUCUGUCCACGUCGACGACGACGUCGACGCUGCCGAUGACACAUCUCCCUCUUUGAGAGGCCGCCUCGAAGUGUCGACGGCAGCGCCGCAGGUCGACCAGCUCUCGGUGGCAUGGCCGGGAAAGGCAUCCUCCUUCCCGGCUUCACCGGCUUGCAGUACGCCUACUGAGCUUGAGGGGCAAUCUGGAGACUCUGAGGAGCUCGGUGCAGGCUCAGGGCUACUUACCUUCGUGCAAGGAGACGAUGAUCUACCCCCUGUGGUCUUGAAGGCAAAGGGACGAGCUGCUACGUACCCCCUGUCGGGCGUCCGCAAGUAUGUCGCAUGAACCUUUGGCGUUGCAUCGUGCUCUUGUGACUUACGAACUGUCUUAGCGACCACUACAAGUCUGAGCUCGAGGACAGCGAUGACCCUGACGAUGAGUGGUACCGGCCCAAGGGCCCUCCGAACAAGCCAACUGCUGACCGGCCGGUACUGCAAGGUCCCAAAGGUGUCGGAAAGCCUCAACAGGCCUGAGUGGGCCAAGCCACCAGAAAUGACUCGAGCAAGGCUUGGGUGCUUAGCGCAGUCGUUGGAGAUGUGUACCAGCUGCUCUAUGUUGUAUACUCUUGUGUGGACAAUCGAGAACCAUGGACAUGGACCGUAUGAUGCCUUCUAACCACGAACAUUCUUCUUAUUUCUUACCGCUGAAACUAUCUUCGAAGCGUAUGGCUUCAGUCAAGCUGUAACGAUCAUAUAACUUGUCC